AUGAUAGCAAGUUCCCAAAAGAAACUGAAACAUGGACAAUUUAAGAAGCUUGGAGUAGCUUUUGGGUAUAUUCUUAACUUUUAUAAAUAUCCGCCUCUCGAGGAUAUCACAGUUGAAGAGUUUGAGACUUUUGCUUUGGAUAGGUUACAAGUAUUAAAAGCUAUUGAGGGUGCAAUACUAAGAAAUAAAACAGAGGAACAAAUUCAUAGCCACAUAAAACAAAUAUCUGACGAAUUUCUUCCUUUACGUUCGAAUGACGGCAAGCAACGCUAUGAUUUACAAGCCGAAAGAAGAAAAGAUCAUAUUUCACAUUUUAUAUUGAGACUGGCAUAUUGUCGAAAGAGUCGAUUCAUAAAUGAAAAAAUUGAAGAUAGAGAUGCAUUUUUAAGAGAUGAAAAUAUUAUGUGGCCUCAAUUAUCUACAACUGAGAAAGAAUCUAUGAAAGAUGAAUUAAAUUUGACUCAUGAUUUUUUAAAGGAUCCAAUUUUUGUGGUUGAAUUUGAAAAUGCUCUGGAAUUAGUCUCACGACGCGCAGUAUAUUUAAAAGAUGGCAAAGCAUACGUCCCUGCACAUGAACAAAUUACUCUUGUCUUAAGUGAAUUUCGUAAGAGACUCGAAGAAGCACUUUUGUUAACUAGCAAGGCAUUUCCUAAAUUAGAUGAUGAACGUAUAUUGCCCCUCCUGAAUAAUAUAAAUAAACAAUACCUUGGUAAAAAUUUUACAGGUAAAAAUGUUAUAGAAGGAAAGAUAACAGCUGACGAUGUAGACGAGGGAAUUGGUCUUACAAUUGAAGAAGCCUUGAUAUUUUGGAGAAAAUCUUUUUCUAUGAUCGAUGAUUCAAAGUUCCAAAGAGAAUACGCCUACAAUAUCAGACAUAAUUAUGGAAUAGAAGGAAGGCGUAAAGAUUAUGCUCCAUUAGGAUGUAUGAGUAUAAUUUCGAAUAAUCAGCCAGGUCCGAGUGAAAAUCACGGUUGUCCAUUUAGGCACUUUUCAGAAGAAAACUUGAAAGCCACCUUAAUUGAUAAUGGAAUAAGGAACACUGAUCAAAUUAAUAAUAUUAUAACAUUGGUGAGAGAUCAACAUUAUCAAAUUGCUUGUACCAGAUUCUACGAAAUGACCAGAAACCUUGAAGAUUUAAAUGAAGAUAAACCUGUAGUGGAAACAAUUCAACAUCCAAAUCAAUAUUACGAAGAAAGCAUUAAACUUGCUAAAUCGAAAAAAAAAACUUUAUUACCAGUUUUUGAUCCUCAACAAAACAGUUAUUUAAUAAGGAAAUAG
Molecule: messenger RNA, 1278 nt
Organism: Diversispora eburnea
Lineage: Eukaryota; Fungi; Glomeromycota; Glomeromycetes; Diversisporales; Diversisporaceae
Source: the annotation of a GenBank genome assembly